Molecule: messenger RNA, 439 nt
Organism: Oncorhynchus gorbuscha (pink salmon)
Lineage: Eukaryota; Metazoa; Chordata; Actinopteri; Salmoniformes; Salmonidae
Product: tyrosine-protein kinase TXK-like
Exons: 3
Biological process (GO): cell surface receptor protein tyrosine kinase signaling pathway; protein phosphorylation; multicellular organism development
Cellular component (GO): signaling receptor complex
Molecular function (GO): transmembrane receptor protein tyrosine kinase activity; ATP binding
Source: RefSeq, a predicted model, not a curated record
AUGCCACCCGAAGCUGGUACAGUUGUAUGGUGUAUGUACGCGGCAGCAUCCCAUGUGUAUAGUGACUGAGUUUAUGGAGAACGGCUGCCUGCUGAACUACCUGAGACAGAAUGGAGGUACCAUGGGACAACCAUGGCUCCUGUCUGUCUGUCAAGACACAUGCGAGGCCAUGCAAUACCUGGAGACACACAACUUCAUACACAGAGACCUGGCAGCACGGAACUGUCUGGUCAGCGACAAGAACGUGGUGAAGGUUUGUGACUUUGGAAUGACCAGGUUAGUGACAGAUGUAUCUCCGUGUUUACUGAGGGGAAGACACUCGUUUGAUGGGCGGUCUAAUGUCGACGUAGUGGAUGAGAUUACCAGGGGUCACCGUCUCUACCGGCCUCACAAAGCUUCCAACGAUGUCUACAAACUCAUGUACCAGUGCUGGCACGAG